Aphidius gifuensis is the source of this 1926-nucleotide messenger RNA. RefSeq names its product probable cytochrome P450 12a5, mitochondrial. Bases 42 to 1832 code for a protein of 596 amino acids. The transcript has 8 exons. Gene Ontology annotation, molecular function: iron ion binding; oxidoreductase activity, acting on paired donors, with incorporation or reduction of molecular oxygen; monooxygenase activity. NCBI's taxonomy places the organism in Eukaryota, Metazoa, Arthropoda, Insecta, Hymenoptera, Braconidae. The record is from RefSeq and is a predicted model, not a curated record.
UAAUUUUCUGACAAUUUAAUUAAUAUAAAAAAAAAAAAAAAAUGUAUAAUUUAAUUCAACUUUGUACCAGGAGACGUUGCUCCUUGUUUUUCAAUCAACUCCGGUCAUAUGCUGAAUUAAACAAGCCCUUGGUAGCCAGUGAAUCUCAUGACAGAAAGAUAUCAAUGAAUCAACCUCGUUCGUCAAGUGCCUUGGCUCCCCGCCAAGCUGUUGUCAUGUCAUCCGAAUCAGCUGAGUCACUUUUAACACCAUCAAUAAUAUCACGUGUCAAUAAAGUUGUUUUACAACAAUCUCAAACACCAGAAAUAAUGACAGAUAAAUUGCCAUUGCCAUUUGAGGAUAUUCCUGGACCUGCUGUUCUCAGGCUCAUUGAAAAAUAUUGGAAAUACGUGCCGAUACUUGGUACGCAACUUGUUUGCAGUCUACUAUUGAACACAUUCACCGUGGGUCGUUUAACGUGGAAUAAAAAUGUCACACCAUUGAAAUAUCUUUUCAAUGAAUAUGGACCAGUUGUUAAAAUAAAUGGUCCAGCAUUUGGAAGUAUUGUCAUGAUACACAAGCCAGAACAUAUUGCUCAAGUGUUCAAACAAGAAGGACAAUUACCAACAAGAAGUGGAAUUGAUAUUUUACAACAUUAUCGUAUUAAUCAUCGACAAUAUAAAUUUCCUGGUCCAAUGUCCAUGCAAGGUGCUGAUUGGCGAGAUGCCAAAGUCAAACUUGAUAAAUUAUUUUCAAUGCAUUUACUCAAAUAUUUUGAUAAACUUGAUAAAGUAUCUGAAGAAUUAACAUCUAGAAUUAGAAUAAUUCGCAACAGACAAGAUGAAGUGCCUGAUGAUUUUAAUAAAUAUCUUUUACGUUGGUCAAUGGAAUGUUUCUCGGUCUUGAUAUUUAACAGACGAUUAGGUUUUCUUGAUUCAUCAGGUUUAAAUCCUUCAUCAGAACCAUCAAAAAUAAUUGCAGCAUUAUUUGAAGCACAUUAUUAUUUAUCUAAAUGUGAAACUGGUUUUCAAGUUUGGAGAUUUAUUAAUACACCAUUUAGUAAAAAAUUAUUUCGUGCUUGUGAUGUUAUUGAUGAAAUAAUUGGAAAAUUUAUUCGCCAAGCACAAAAUAAAUUUCAAUCACGUAGUGCAACUAAAUUUUUGGAACCAAGCUCAGAGACAAAUGAGGGAUUUCCAAUAUUAGAAAAAUUACUUGCUGAUCAACAAAUGCAUCCUGAUGAUUUAUCAACACUUUUGAUGGAUUUUAUUUUACUUGGUGUUCAAGCUGUUAGUAAUACACAAGGAUUUUUAUUAUAUUUUUUGGCUAAAAAUCAAAGAGUCCAACGAAAGUUGUAUGAUGAAAUAACUGGAGUUUUAUCAAGUACAAAUUCAUCUGUUGUUGAUGAUGAGACUUUACAACAAAUGCCUUAUCUCACUGCUUGUCUACAAGAAUCUUUAAGAUUAAGACCAUCUUUUCCAUACAUAACUCGUUUGUUGUCAAAAACAAUAACACUUCAUGGAUACACAAUUCCAAAAGAUACUUAUUUGAUAAUGGCAAAUCAAAUAUCAUCACGACGUGAAGACAACUUUGAUGAAGCUGAAAAAUUUAUUCCUGAAAGAUGGUUGAAUAGUGAAAAACUUGGAGUACAAGAACCUUGGAGUUGUUUACCUUUUGGUCAUGGUGUAAGAUCAUGUCUUGGUAAGCAAAUGGCUGAAACAGAAAUUAAACUACUCACAGCAAAGCUUGUUCAAAAUUUCAAGAUUGAAUAUGAUUAUGCUGAUAUUAAUAACAAGUUUAUGAUGGUCAAUGUCCCAAACAAGCCCCUUCGAUUCCGUUUUGUUGAUCGUGAUUGAAGAUCAUCAAUUAACAUUCCUUUCAAUUUCUCUUUUCAAGUUUAUUUAUUAAUAAUAAAAUAAAACAUAAUUAUUUAUAUUUUUCUUUUUUUUA